CCGGCCUCCAACUUACUUUUCUCGAAACGCUCGCAAAUGCCGCAACGGUUGCGCCGGGAAGACUAUACAGUAGGAUGGGUAUGUGCGCUUUCAAUCGAACUGGCGGCGGCGAAAGCGCUUCUGGAUGAAAGACACGAGGCUCCAAUCGAUGAUAUUGAAGACGAUGGAAACGUAUAUUGUACAGGGUCUAUGGCUGGGCACAAUGUUGUCAUUGUUUGUCUUCCGGCAGGGAGAAUUGGGAACAACCCAGCAGCAACAGUAGCGACGCAAAUGCAGGCAUCGUUCAAAGGAAUUCGAUUCGGUCUGAUGGUUGGCAUUGGAGGAGGCGUUCCAAGUCCGAAAGCAGAUAUCAGACUUGGAGACGUAGUAGUGAGCGAACCAUACCGGACAUUCGGUGGUGUGGUCCAGUACGACAAAGGCAAAACUACAACAGGUGGAUUCGAGCGGACUGGAUCUUUGAACUCCCCCCCGCAAAUACUGCUCAGCGCGAUACAGACGGUCAAAGCGAAUCAUGAUAUUUGCGAAAGCCGGUUACUUGAGUACGUUUCCAAGCUUGAGCGGUUGCCUAUUUUCCGUCGCCAAAGAGCGGGCCCGGAUGUGCUAUUCAAGGCGACCUAUGACCAUGGGGAUGCAGACUCGUGCGAAAACUGUGACCCCAAUGAACAAGAAGAUCGAGCCAAGCGCUUAGACGGAGAGUUGAUAGAAGUGCACUAUGGGACAAUUGCAUCUGGAAACAGAGUAAUUAAAAGAGCUAUUAAAAGGGAUAAAGCGAGCCACAGCCUUGGAGGGGUACUGUGUUUUGAGAUGGAAGCAGCGGGCCUCAUGGAUACUUUUCCCUGUCUUGUUAUUCGGGGUAUCUGUGAUUACGCAGAUUCACACAAGAAUAAGAAAUGGCAACCUUAUGCGGCAGGUACAGCGGCUUCCUAUGCCAAGGAAAUGCUAUCGGCCAUUCCCACGGCCAAGGCGAAGAGAAUGUACACAGCGGACGAUAUCAUGCGGGAUGCACCUUCUGAGACCGGCGAAAGCUUUUCGAGCAAACGUCGAAAGACAGAAACAAACCGUUCUCUACAGGACUUUAUGGAACAAGACAAUGAUGCGCUCGUUGCGAGCCACCUGAACCAAGAAUCUGUGGAUGAGGGGAGAAAAGAGCAAAAAAGAGACCUUCUACAAUCUUUGAUGUUUGACAAAAUCGAUUCCAGGGAAAUGAACAUCGGAAAUGCCCACGCAAAAACAUGCAGAUGGCUGCUGGAAAAAUCGGAGUACUUGGAGUGGUUGGACCCUGAAAAAUCAAGAGAUCACAAUGGAUUCCUGUGGAUUAAGGGAAAGCCUGGAGCAGGAAAAUCAACACUAAUUAAAUACGCCCUCACGCAUGCGAGAAAAACAAUGGAUGGCUGGAUCAUUAUUUCAUUCUUUUUCCACGGACGUGGCGAAAGCCUCGAGAAAUCUACUAUAGGGGCAUACAGAUCACUACUUAUUCAACUCUUCCAACGGCGUCCUGCGAGCCAAGAGCUUCUCCUCUCAUUAGGUGUCACUGCUGUGACAGCUGGUGCGAAACACCAGUGGACCAUUGAGGCACUAGAAGCGCUUCUUGAGGAUGUUAUCCUCAACGUAGGAAAGUCUCCCAUCAUCCUAUUCAUCGACGCUUUAGACGAAUGCGAAGAACAGCAUGAAAUACGAAACAUGGUUUCAUUCUUUCAGAGGAUAGGUGGACUAGCUAUGUCUGCUGGCAUUCGUUUGCGAAUCUGUUUUGCUAGCAGGCUGUACCCCCAUAUCACAAUCAACAAGGGACUACAUCUGAUUCUGCACGAUCACGACGAGCACAGACAAGAUAUUGCCAGCUAUUUGGAGUCGGAGUUAAGGAUAGGAAAUAGCAACACCGCGCAGGAAGUCCGAAGUCACAUUCAAGAAAAGGCUUCUGGGAUCUUCAUGUGGGUCGUUCUCGUCACGCGAAUACUCAAUACAGAGUACGAUCAAGGCCGGAUGCAUGCACUUCGCCAGAGGCUUAGAGUUAUACCCCAAGAUCUUCACACAUUGUUUUUGGACAUGUUGAGCCGGGAUAUGGAUAGCCGAACCGAGCUCUUGCUUUGUAUUCAGUGGACGCUUUUCGCAAAGCAGUCGCUGAGUCCCGAGCAGUUGUACUUUGCGAUCUUUGCUGGGAUCGAUCUAAGCGAAACAUCAGCAUGGGACCGAGAAGAAAUGGCCAUGGAAGAUAUAGAGAGAUUUCUGCUCAAUAACUCCAAGGGACUGAUCAAGAUCACAAGAUCCGAAUUCCACCACGUUCAAUUCAUUCACGAGUCGGUACGUGACUUCUUUCUGGAAGCAAAUGGACUCGGUCACAUCUGGCCCGAGUUGAAAGAGAACCUUGAAGGUCAGAGUCACGAAAAGCUCAAACAGUGCUGCCUCAACUACUUGACCGUCAGUAUAUCCGCUGUUCGUCAAUAUUGCGAGAGUAUGCCGGACGCCGCGGUAUCUCGAAACCAGAUCGAGGCCAGAUAUCCCUUGCUCGGAUACGCCGUCCAACGACUCAUAUCUCACGCUGACACAGCUGAAGCAAUGGGACUUUCUCAGACAGCUUUCCUCAACAACUUCAAUCUCGCAGAAUGGAUCUCGUUGCACAAUUUAAUCGAACCAACCCCAACUAGCAAAUACUCGCUGAAUGCCAGCUUGCUAUACAUUCUAGCGGAGCACAACCUACCCCAUCUGAUAAAAAAUCACGAAUCUACCACAUCCUGUUUCAAAAUCGAAAACGAGCGCUGCGGAUGCCCUCUCCUCGCAGCAAUGGCAGCAGGAAACGGUGAAGCCAUCGAAGCCAUGCUAGAAAGCUUUGUAAUAAGCCGCUCCGCCAAUAUUGACCCCGAGGCCCUAUACAGCUACAUCACUAUCGAAAACUGGGGUCAUCGUUUCAUCAAGACCGGGUUCAAAUUUUGGAAAGGAGGAAACGUGCUGUCAUACCUUAUUGAGUACGAUUUUGAAGUAGCGGUCGUCAUAUUCGUGCAAUCGAGGGAGUUUGAUGCGAAUUGCGAGGAUCAUAAGGGAGACACACCAAUUUUCAAGGCAAUAGCGAAGAAAGAUGAGAAGUUGGUCAAGUUGUUGCUCAACUCGGGGAUGAUUGAUGUUAAUCGCAGGAGGCGGUCAGGGGAUACGCCCUUGUCCACGGCUCUGUCAAAAGGUUACAAGGAAAUCACUCGACUACUGUUAGAAGAAGAUACUAUUGACAUCAAUAUUUUAGAUUGGCGGGGAAGAACACCAUUUAUGAAAGCAAUCUUGGACAGGGAUGAAGAACUGGUCAAGUUGCUGCUUAGGACCGGGAAAGUGGACUUUAGCGUCGAGGACGCGGCAGGAGAUACGCCGCUCUUUAUCGCAGUAGCUAUGGGAGACGAGGGCAUACUCAGACUACUACUACAGACUGGGAGAGUUGAUGUCAACACCAAAGACCAUGAUGGAAAUACCCCGCUAUCAAUUGCAGUUCGCCAGGGAUUGGAAGGGAUAGCCAGGGCGUUGGUAGAAACACGCAGGGCCGAUAUCCAAGAAAGGGAUUCAUACGGAAGAUCACUACUCUCCGUAGCAGUAUUCUGGGGCCACGAAGGAGUUCUAAGAUUGCUACUAGACACAGGCGGAAUCGACGUCAACGCAAAGGACUUUGUUGGAGAAACGCCAUUGUUUGUAGCAGCAACACAUGGGGACGAAGCACUCGUAGGACUCUUGCUGGAGAGUGGAGACGUGGAUAUCAAUGAGAAGGAUAACCUUGGGAGAGGAGCCCUGAGUCAGGCGGUAGCUCUUGGGCAUAAGAAGAUCGUCGAAUUGCUGUUGGAUACUGGCAGAGCUAACACCAACGAGGCGGAUUAUUUCUAUGGAAUGACACCGCUUUCAGUGGCGGUGGAGAAGGGUUAUGAGGGGAUUGUUGAUCUACUGGAGUCGUUUGCUCAGCUUUCACUAUAGGUUAGAACCGCUGUACAUACUAUAUCACGGAAGUUAGGAUGUAACUUGAUCUUAUUACCCAAGUUUUUUUUUUUUUUUUUUUUUUUUUUUUUUUAAUUAACUAUUCCUGCGCUCUUUCUUACUGCAGGCAAGCAAAAACAAAAUUGUAACAAGAGACAAGAUAAUACUAAAAUUGCAGAAACCGCCAACCUCUUAACAAAACAACACAAAUAGAGGUACAAAGAAACAUAAUAUGGUUUAUUUACUCCUUUUCCCUCCCA
Periconia digitata is the source of this 4199-nucleotide messenger RNA. The record is from the annotation of a GenBank genome assembly. Lineage: Eukaryota; Fungi; Ascomycota; Dothideomycetes; Pleosporales; Periconiaceae.